AUGGCAAGGGAUCAAGACUACGAGGCAGCUGUCGAAAAGGGCACUAAGCUGUUACAAAUGUCGACCAAGAAGACCAAAACAUCCAUUGAAAGCGCAUUCAAGCACUCGAAAGAAUUAGCUCAGCAUGGCUAUCACCUGGAGACCAACCAAACUAGCUUCGAAAUCGAAUGCAUCGCCAAAGCGCUUGGCGACCUGAACAUCGACCACAAGAUGAUAUAUGAUGGAGGAAAGAACGUCAGGACACAUCAUCAACAUGGAGUUUAUACAGCAGAAGCAGAUGAGUACAAGACAAUACGUGGAUACUUCUCUCAAGUCAGCAACCCGAGCGCUGGCGUUCUAAUUGCAGACACCAAUCUUUCACCUUCCCAUGCAGCAGCUUUUGACGAUGCUAAAGACAAGGGAGAUAUUGAUCUACCAUUACUGCGCCACUGGUCAGACGUAGCUUUCCUGCAAUACCUCUCCUCUUUUCACUCUCCACUUAUCCAGCCCAUCUCACUUAACUAUAUCUUCCGCAUUCAGAUUCAGAACUCCGGGACCUUCUUAGUGCUGAAUAAGAUUAUCAAGAUGCAUGGUCGUAGCAUGUACGAACUUUGGCCUGGUAUUACAUUCGAUAUACAAAGUGAAGAGGGAAAGGCUAUCCUCGGAACUCCACAUGGGAGUGGCGUCGCAUGGAUGCUCAUUCAACACAGCAAAGCAUUGAGAGAGAGAAUAAUCAAAAAGGUGACGAUCUUCUAUGCUCCAAAAAAGGAUGAUUUGUUUAGAUGGCCAAGCUUACUAUUUUGGAUCGUGUAG
Molecule: messenger RNA, 792 nt
Organism: Alternaria arborescens
Lineage: Eukaryota; Fungi; Ascomycota; Dothideomycetes; Pleosporales; Pleosporaceae
Exons: 2
Coding region: 1-792 (263 amino acids)
Source: RefSeq, a predicted model, not a curated record